AUGACUAUGGAUUUUCUGUCUGAUAACUCAAAACGCUUCUUAGGAGUUUUCCAUCAUUUCUUUAUGACUUAUCCAUUAGCAUUGAUAAGCUUGUUCACUCCUGUCUUCCUGCUUUUUUCCUUCCAAUGGCACCUUAUAGCUCUAUAUGUUUGUUGGUGGUUUUAUGAUCGUGACUCUCCAUGUAAAGGAGGUUAUCGGAGCGAGUGGUGUAAAAGAUGGCAUAUACAUGAUUGGUUCGCUGAGUAUUUUCCUGUCAAAUUGCAUAAAACAACUGAACUUCCGCCCGAAAACAACUACUUGAUUGGUUGUCAUCCGCAUGGCAUUAUCGCUAUCUCCGCGUAUACAAACUUUGCUACAAAUGGCACUGGAAUCCUUGAAACGUUCCCAGGCGUGAACUUCAAACUAUGUACUUUGGAUGGAAACUUUAAGACUUUUCUUCGUAGAGAACUUCUCAUGCUUUACGGCUUCGUAUCAUGUUCAAAGGAAUCAAUCGAACACAUAUUAACCAAACAAGGAAAAGGAAAUGCUGUUGUUCUUGUGAUAGGUGGAGCAGAAGAAGCUUUAGACGCUCAUCCAGGAUAUCACUGCUUAACACUUCAAUCAAGGAAAGGGUUUGUACGAGAAGCUCUGAGAACCGGAGCUCACUUAGUUCCCGUAUAUUCUUUUGGAGAGAAUGAAAUUUUUGUUCAAAUACCAAAUCCACCGGGAUCUGCUUUGCGUCGUCUUCAGACAUGGAUGAAGAAGAAGAUUGGAAUGUCGUGGCCGUUAUUUCAUGGUCGAGGAUUUUUCCAAAUGACAUUCGGAUAUUUGCCAUAUCCAAAGCCUAUUAACACAGUAGUUGGUCGUCCUAUUCCGGUGACAAAGAAUGAAAAUGCGACGAAAGAAGAAGUUGAUGAACUUCACGAUAUUUACAUUAAAGAGUUAACAAAUUUGUUUGAAGAAAACAAAACAAAAUUUGGAGUCGAUAAAGACACAAAACUGGUUAUUCAAUAA
Molecule: messenger RNA, 993 nt
Organism: Auanema sp. JU1783
Lineage: Eukaryota; Metazoa; Nematoda; Chromadorea; Rhabditida; Rhabditidae
Source: the annotation of a GenBank genome assembly